Molecule: messenger RNA, 5728 nt
Organism: Maniola jurtina (meadow brown)
Lineage: Eukaryota; Metazoa; Arthropoda; Insecta; Lepidoptera; Nymphalidae
Gene: Gp210
Product: nuclear pore membrane glycoprotein 210
Exons: 29
Coding region: 128-5254 (1708 amino acids)
Cellular component (GO): nuclear pore
Source: RefSeq, a predicted model, not a curated record
AAUACCAAAAGCAAGUGCCCAAUGGUGACUAAAAUCCAAAAAUUGAAUUUCAAUACCUUUUCAAUAGGUUACAGUUUAUUUCAAGUUAAAUAAAUUCAUUUUCUCAUGUAAUUUAAUCCAGUCAACAAUGCGGUAUUUAGGGCAAGUCUUUGUUGCUUUUAUAGCGUUGCAUUUUUGCAUAAUAACUUGUGACUGUGCUAAAAUAAACACGCCGCGAGUUUUGCUUCCAUGGUUUGAAAAUUUGAAUGUGAAUUUUACAUUUGAAAUCAUUGAGGGAGGCUGCUACAGUUGGAGUUCUUCGAGGGAUGACAUCAUAGAUCUUGAAGCCUUGUAUGGUGAUACUUGGGGCCACUGUUCUCGAGCAGCGCGAGUAUCGGUGUCCAAAACAUGUGUACCACCAGGUUCUGUGAUUAUUUUCGCUGAAGAAGUCAGUACUGGGGAGGUCUUACGUGGGGAUGUUGACAUAGAUAAGAUCAGCUCUUUGAAAAUUGUGGGUACAACAUGGAAGCUUUACUUGGAAGAAGCACCAGAGGCCUUUGAGGUAGUGGCAAAUGAUGAUCAAGGCAACACAUUUUCAACUUUGGAAGGAGUCAGUUUCACUUGGACUAUUGAAAAUGUGGGUAGCACUUAUGGAGAAGAUCCAUUAGUCACGUUGGUUCGUUGGAGCGACACAGAUUAUGAAGCGCCAAAAGGUGUAGCAGAAUUGGAAGCUAGAGGUCUACGUUCUCAUUCAGUCUUAUUAUAUGGACAGGCUAUGGGAGAAUCUAAAGUGACCGUCUGUCUCGAAAAAAUUUGUACUAGCUUCAACUUGCAAGUGGUAGCUAGUGUUGUGUUGACACCUGCUGUGGCAUACGUUGCACCUGGAGACACGCUACGUUACAAAGUGGUAAGAGUACGAGCCGGCCGUCUAACAAUACAAGAUGUAGCAGAAACACUAUACACCAUGAAAGUAGACAACACUGGGGUUGCAACCCUCGAAGACACCAUAAGCCUAGUCCGAGGCACACACAUUGGAACAUCACAUUUGUUCCUGAUGUCAGGCAUCACUGAGGUUUCCAAAGCAACGUUAACUGUGGUAGAACCUCAUUCCAUAAGAGUUAUAAUCAGACCGUCCAACCUUAUAGUGUAUGGCGAGCUUUUUAAUAUACAUUGUGUUGUGUAUGACGAGGCAGGUCAUGCAUUGACAGCUGGACAGGAGAUGUUGAUAAGGUUAACAGUAAACGGUGAUGCCAACGUAGAUUUGCUGAUGUCAAACGAGAACGGAACUAUAACGGAAGCAGUGGCUCAGAAUGCCGGGGAGUUUACAGUUACUGCGAUAUUGUAUUCCAUUGCUGGCAGAGCUUUAAUGAGAAAGAUAGAAGGGCAAGAAUCUGCAGUAGUGAUUGAACCCUUAGAAGUAGUGCCACCAGAGCUUUAUGUAGCAUGGACUGAUACUACACAAGACAUACAACUUCAGCAUCGAGGCGGCGGUGAGGAACCGGUGACGUGGUCGGAGAGCGAGCUAGGGCAUAAUGCCCUCUCGCUCGCACCUACAGGCAUUCUUACAGUUCGUGAUGUGGGUCAGUUGGAAGUUCGAGUACAUCUCCCGAGAUAUCCACACAUUCGCGCGGUUGGCAGAGUAUGGUCGGCUGUACCAGAUUUGAUACAAGUGUCGAGUUCUGGCUUCGCUCGCGUGGGUCGCCCGCACCAGUUACACGUAGCACUCACCGCCACAAACCCAUCUACUGGAGAGCUCUAUAACUUCCACUCAUGUAACUGCGGUUCGUUCACUGUGUCCUUAUUGGAGGGUCCCGAACCACAAAACGUGACGGCAGCUCCUUGGUUACAGCCUAUGGAUGGAGCAUGCUGUGUUAUUCAAUGUUUCUGGAGCACACGUGGUAUAUCCACAAUAAGGGUAUCGCGUGGUAGGAUGGGCGACACUGCACGGAUCGCCGUACGCGCCGCACCGACACUACUGUGGCCGCAACAGGCUGCGGCUUUGGUCGGAGCUUCUUUACCUGUGAUAGCGGAAGGGGAGGCCUUAGAACCGCAGUCCAGUGAACCGCGCGUGGCUGAUCUGACCAAUAGGGAUGGACUUCCACCUUAUCGAUAUCCCGACGCACAGCUGUUCACGCUCAAAUGCCGAAGGAAAGGCGAUGCGCGUGUAGAGGUAGUAUCGUUUACGGAUGAAGAGCGCGAAUCGGUCGAGUUGGAGGUGUCGUGCGCGCCACACGUAUCUCGCAUACGCUUGGAGCCGCCCGAUACGCCCGGAAACUGCUCCGGUGGACCCAGGUUAUGGCUACGUCCAAAUCAAGAAGUAUCCGUAAAAGUGUCUCUCCUAGACGCGAUUGGCCGAGAACUGUUAGACGAGGAAGGGCCCAGCGUGUCAUGGGAAGUUCAACCUUACCACGUGGGAAUAGAGUAUAGAUCCACGGACAGGCUGUUCGUUGAGACUAACCCUGAGUUUGCUAAAGUGCCUGUACCUGAUAAGUAUUUCCAAUUGUUGGCCGCAACUGAGAAUGCCAUAGGAUGGAGUGGAUCACUAAAAGCGAGCAUACCUGAUGCCACUGCUAGUAUUCAAGCUAAAGUUGUGGCGCCGUUGAAAUGUGACCCCUUAAAAGUUAACAUAGCUUGGGAAGGCGAAACUGUGUCGAAUAUAGCGACAAUAACGGGAGGUAGCGGCAAAUACUCGGUAGACACCCCUAAAGGGGUAACUGCGUCCAUCGAAGGGGGAAGUGUGACAGCUUUGGUGCCAGCCCCUGGCAACUAUGACUUGGUUGUAGCUGACUUAUGUGUUUAUGGAGAGAAACAGGUUGUUGAGGUGAACAUCGAAGAAGUCCUAAGCGUAGAAGUAGCCACUGCUCGCGCGGUUUGUGUCGGAGGCUGCAUACCUAUAACUGCCUUAGUCAAGGGAAUAUCACACCGGUACUUGAGCACUAGCCGCGAACCUGACUGGAAGACCUUGGGCGAUAUAACGGUGAAGAAUGGAAGCUUGUGCGGGUUGAAGGAGGGCUUUGGACGAGUUAGGGCUGCUUUGGGUGGCGUUUGGAGCCCUGAAGUUGAGGUGACGGUUUUCCCCGCGUUGCGAAUAGUACCGGAACGUUCGCGCUUGCCGGCGGGCGGGCGCGUUCAGCUGCGACACGUGGGCGGGCCGCCUUCGCACCUCGCUGCUCUGUCGUACCACGCUACACACGGACAAACACACUUGCAGGUGUCUCCAUCCGGUUUAGUACAAGGUGUAUCGACGGGCAAAGCACGCGUUAAGCUGGUUGCAUCCGAUUUCGGCAACGUAGAACUAGCCAGUGCCGAAGCUGAAAUCGAAGUAGUUCCCAUAUCGAACCUACGUGUUAAGGCGGCGACGCAAACUUUGCUAGUGGGUCGGCCAGGCCCCGUGUGGAUAGAGGCCGCAGGGUUGACCGCUACAGCGCUGUCGUCUCUGCAACCCGCGCCCAGAGUCACGUGGAGCCUCCGAGACCCCACCACUGCGAGAUUGUACAAUACACAUGCCGAUGAUCAGUUGGAGCGGUCUGUAGUAGAAGGGCUGUCCGUGCGCGUGGUACCACUGAAACCUGGUGUGAUUACGCUUGAUGUCAGGGUACGGAACAUGGGACAGGUGGCAGAAACCCGUUCAUGGGACAGCACGAUCGAGAUCCUCGGCAUAUCGGACAUACGGACAUCCAUCGACGGUCUAUCCCGGGAACUGAACACCGGGGACCGUUUGUCCAUGGCCGUAGGUGCCACGGUGCGCCUCGUGUCUCUGCCUCGAGGCAGCUGGUCCGCGUACGAAGACGGCUCGUGCGAAGUGAGGAGCAACGGCGACGUGGCGGCUACGCGACCGGGACACGGAGUCAUACUCGCCAAGCAUCGCGACGACAGGAACGAUAUCGACAGACUGAGCGUGAUCCAUGUGGAAGUGUCAACCCCCCACUACUGCACGGCUGAGCCUUCAGGCGAGACGGAAGAGUCUUCAGUAAGAAUCGUGCUCAGGAACUCGCUGGGUAGGGAGUUGUUAGCGCCACAGGCCAACGUUUCGCUCGGACCUCCGUUCGCCGCACAUGUUCGACGAGCUGCUGACAGUGUUCUUGGUGACGAGUUAUUGAUAGCUGGGUUAGACGCGAGCGAAGCAUUUCUGAGCUUCCAAAGUACCAUUGGUGGUACUACGGUCAGCGAUGAAGUUUGGGUCACUGGUUCAGAUUCAUACGCCAACAGGGUUAUAGCCACCGGCAGUUGGGCGAUAUGCAUAGACGGAGUGGGCUGGCGGGCUCCUCCGUCGAUACAACUGUUCCCGGGCGCCGGAGUCACUUUGGCGAUACUAUCUCAAGACACAUCCGCGCGACACGUGCUGCGUUUAGACCGACCCGCUGCCACUUAUAUCAUACACCAGUUACCUGUGCAGAAGAUGGUGUUUGUACCCGGCGAAUGGCCAUUUGCCCUCGUGCCUCUAAGUAUCGAGGGUUCAGGCCUGACGACCAGUCCGCUGGUCUGCACGGAGGAACAGAAGUACGCCUUGGAAGAUGUUGAGGUGGAACUGCCCUACUCUUGCAGGACCAAGGCGCCGCAUACUGCGAAACCGGUGUUGGAUAUCUAUAGUGGUCAACUCGGUUGCACGAUAAUUCCAGCAACACAGAUCAAAGAAGCAUCUGAAGUUGAACUGUGUGCUGAAUGGGGAGUAGCCCGAACAUGUACUAAAGUCCUCUUACUACCGCUCAUACAAGUUUCCAGCACCAAACUAUCAAUCAACAACCCACCAACAAGUUUCACCAUAACCGGACACCCACAUGCUUUGAAAGUAGUCAAAAUCACCUCAUCUCCAGGCUUGAAACUCGAAAUUAACACCAAAGACGGUGAAAUAAACGUUUUGAUCAAUAGUGAGGUUACUACUUGUGGUUUUGGAUGGGUCAAUGUGGUGUCGAAGUUGACGUCUCAAGAUAUAAGGAUUGAAGUGGAAAGGGAGUGUGAGGUUGGAUGCGGAACAUUGUUGGGAGCUAUCUUCUCACUUGUGAGGCCGUUUUUGCCAACCCUAGUGACUAUUGUGGCGUUGGUGGCUGGAUAUACUUAUGUUCAAUCACGUCUAGAGCAGAAAGGCAAGAUCAUGUUGCCAAAGGAGCCAGCACAGACAGUGCUAAGCCCGACUCCACCGCUACGCAACAGAACCUGGUCCCGCAGUCCGUACGCGGCGGCCGGGCCCGCGGCGCCGGUGUAUGGAGACUCCAGCAUGUUGCCUGAUGCUAGCUUCUCGCCUGACUCCACUAGAAUACACUCCAGGUUUCUUUAGUAACCUCGGAAAAUAAGGCAGCGCCCAAAAGUGAUUAUGUUAUGAAAAGUGAUGACUAUGUAAGGUAAAGUGACAGUUAAAUUAUGAAAACUUGUGACUAAGUUAUGAAAAGUGAUGACUAAGCUAUUAAAAGUGACUUAUGUGUGAAGUUACACUUUUAAGUGAUAAAGUGAUGUUUAAUAAUUCUUAUACUCUCGAAAAGGAGGUCUCAGGGCGAGGUUAAGUUGCCAAUGGAGCCACCACAACAGACAGUGCUAAGCCUAAGGCCUAAAACACAUGAUGUAGAUCAAUGGUGACUCAAGUUACUUUUCAAUAAUUAUAUUAGGUUUGUCCAGGUUGUAUAAUAUAAUAAGUAUCUAAAGUGAGUAAAAAGUAGUGAAAAACUAUAUUGUAAUGAAAGUGACGAUUAAAUUAUGAAAAGUGACUAUGUUAUGAAAAGCAAUGACUAAGUUAUGAAAAUUGACUCAAGUGUUG